Dictyostelium purpureum is the source of this 1851-nucleotide messenger RNA. RefSeq lists its product as uncharacterized. The transcript has 4 exons. NCBI's taxonomy places the organism in Eukaryota, Evosea, Eumycetozoa, Dictyosteliales, Dictyosteliaceae. Bases 1 to 1851 code for a protein of 616 amino acids. The record is from RefSeq and is a predicted model, not a curated record.
AUGGAUGAAAAUGACAAUAAUAAAAUUUUAUUUUUUAAAGUUUUUAAUAAUAUAUAUUUAAACAGUCUAAUAAGAAAUCAUCGCAGAAUUUAUAAAAACCAUCAAACAGUGAUAAUCAGUUUCAGGAAACUUCUACAAUUACAUACAUAUAGAACCUAUAUAGAGAACCUUACAUACAUUGGUAAAGAAGACCAAAACUUUAAUCAAACCAUCGAUCCAUAUGUUCUACCUGCAUCUCUCAAAUCCAUUUCUUUAAAUGGUGAUUUUAAUUGUGAACUACAACCAAAUUCAAUUCCACCAAAUGUAGAGAUUAUAAAAAUUUCAAGAAACUUCAACCAAAAGAUUAAUCAAGGUGUUAUCCCAAGAUCUGUAAAGCAUCUUGAAAUGAGUGACGAAUUUAAUCAAGAAAUCGAAUUUGGUUCAAUUCCAUCCACCGUAGAAUCAUUAUUUUUUGGUCAUGACUUUAACCAAGAGAUAACUCAAGGAUCUAUUUUGUCACCAUUUGAGGUCAUAACUAUGGGUUUUGAUUUUAAUCAAGUUAUACAGCCAAAUACCCUCCCAAGUACUUUAAAGUCUCUUUCACUUGGAGAUUCUUAUAAUAAGCAAUUUUUAGAAGGUUCAUUGCCACAAUCAUUGGAGAUUUUAACCAUUGGAGAAUCUUUUAAUCAACCAAUAAUUCCAUGUACCAUUCCAAAAGGAUUAAAAAAACUAAAAUUUUCAAAAAAAUCAUUGUUCAACAAUCCAAUUCCUAAUGGCUUGCCCAAUUCACUAACCAGUCUUUCUUUUGGAAACCAAUUUCAGCAACCACUUUAUAACAUCAGCUUACCAGAAUCAGUUACCGAGUUAAAUCUUGGAAGUAAAUAUGAUUAUCCAAUCGACCAGCCAUCUCUUCAGUGUCCGGAAUCAGUCACUAUACUUUCUUUGGGUACAAGUUUUAAUCAAAUCAUCAAACCUGGUUCAUUACCAUCAAUUACAUCGCUCUCAUUUGGUGAUGAUUUCAAUCAAAUUGUGGGUCCAAAAGUUUUACCAAACACUCUCACAUCGAUCAAAUUCGGAAGUAAUUUUAAUCUGCCUUUAGAUAAUUUCGUAUUUCCAUCAUCACUAAAAACACUAAUAUUUGGGAAACAAUUUAAUCAGCCAAUUACAAACUCUUUACCAGCAUCUUUAGAAUCAGUUGAAAUGGGUGAGAGUUUUAAUGAACAAUUUAUCAUUGAAAACCUAACCUCUCUUUUAGUUUUAAAUUUUGGUCAUUCCUUCAACCAACCACUAUGCUCUUUGCCACAGUCUUUAAAGAUUUUAAAACUUGGGAACUGGUUCAAUCAACCCAUACUUGCAGGUUCAUUACCAAAUUUAGAGGAACUUUAUAUUGGUGAAUUCUUUAAUCAAGAAAUUUUACCAAAUGUAUUACCAAAUUCCAUCAAGACUCUUUCUCUUGGCCACCACUUUAAUAAAAAAAUUUACGAGAAAUCACUUCCUCCACACCUCGAGAAUCUCGAACUAAGCUUUUGUUUCAAUAACGAAAUCAAUGAAAAAAAUCUCCCAAGAAAUAUAAAAAAAAUAACUUUUGGAAACCGUUUCAAUCAAAAACUAAAACUUAGAAACUUAGAAUCAUUAACAUCAAUAAAAUUCGGUCGUAAUUUUAAUCAAGAUAUUACCUCUGAUUCCAUUCCAUCAGUCAAGAAGCUAAAGCUCUCUGAUAAAUUCAAUUCCACAAUUUCACUCGAUAUCCUAAAAAAUAUUGAAGUAUUAAAACUAGGAGAACAAUUUUCCCAAGAUCUUCCUUUUGAUAGUUUUAAUUCUUUAAAAAAAUUAGUAAUUGACCAUAAAAUAAUAAAAAAUAAAACUGAAUAA